AUGGAACCUGAAUUGUGGAACAUGCAUAUCACAGAGAAGGCAGAUAUAUUUAGCUUUGGUGUUAUGGUGAUAGAAAUUGUCAGCGGAAAACGAAGCAGAGAGCUUUCAGAAAACGACUUGUUUUCACUGUUACAGGUUAAGGCAGAGGAAGGCAGGCUGUUGGAUUUGGUCUAUCCGGGGCUUGAAAAUGAGGAAACGGGCAUAAAAGAGGAGGCUGUAAAAUUGAUAAAAGUGGGAAUGUGGUGUGUACAGGACAAUUUUACGAGGAGAACAGGGAUGUCCAUUGUGGUGAAGGCGUUGGAAGGUUUAAUAGACACGUUUAAUGAUGUUCUAUGCGCGUUACCAGGGUCAACAGUUUCUUCUUAUCAAGAUUCUCUCCUCUCAUCCGAUUGUCUUAUGCUCCUACAGCUUCCGUAUUAUCUGCACCUAGAUAAUUUGUUUAUUUGCCUAUUUCCCUCUGCAUGUGUUCCUUUAGCAACAACCUCUGGCCAUUUCUAUUUGUAUUCUAAUCGCAGUCCUCCUGUAAUCAGGCAAUUGCAAUUAUUAGAUAAAAUAAAAUAG
Cryptomeria japonica (Japanese cedar) is the source of this 561-nucleotide messenger RNA. Its product is annotated as G-type lectin S-receptor-like serine/threonine-protein kinase At2g19130. The coding region runs from base 1 to 561 and encodes 186 amino acids. The record is from RefSeq and is a predicted model, not a curated record. The transcript has a single exon. NCBI's taxonomy places the organism in Eukaryota, Viridiplantae, Streptophyta, Pinopsida, Cupressales, Cupressaceae.